CUUGCUUGUCUAGCUCCAAGUUGUUUUUUUAUAAUAUAUCAAACAUUAUGUUUUCCCAAUAUUCUCUGCUUCUUAUUAUUAUUAUUUCCUUAAUAUUAUUGUUGGAGCCAAUAAAAAUCGUUGGACGACGUUCUCAUGAAUUAUCCAAUAAUAACAAGCCUGAUUCUUCUUCAUUGGACAGUAGUUAUAUUGAGGAUCUAGUCACUAAUUUGCCAGGACAACCUAGUGUAAAUUUCAAACAUUAUGCUGGACAUGUCACAGUAAAUGAGAAAAAUGGAAGAGCACUCUUUUAUUGGUUCUAUGAAUGCUCAAUUGACCCUCAAGAUAAACCUUUAGUGCUUUGGCUCAAUGGAGGUCCAGGAUGUUCUUCAGUGGGAUAUGGAGCAACUCAAGAGAUUGGGCCUUUUCUUGUAGACUUUGAUGGUUUUGGCCUACAACUUAAUCCUUAUUCAUGGAAUAAAGAGGCAAACUUGUUGUUCUUGGAAUCUCCAAUUGGUGUUGGCUUUUCAUACUCAAAUACAAGUGGUGAUUAUCAUAUCAUUGGAGAUGAUUUCACAGCCAAUGACACAUAUACUUUUCUACACAAGUGGCUUCUCAAGUUCCCAUCAUAUAAAAAACGACCAUUUUAUAUUGCUGGAGAGAGUUAUGCAGGAAAAUAUGUACCUGAGUUGGCUGAAGUCAUUGUUGACAAGAAUAAAGACCCUUCCCUUUUCAUUGAUCUCAGAGGAAUCCUGCUAGGUAAUCCAGAAACAUGUGAUGCAGAGGAUUGGAAGGGUCUAGUGGAUUAUGCUUGGAGCCAUGCUGUCAUUUCUGAUGAAACUCAUAAAACUAUUUCUGAUACUUGUAAUUUUCACAGUGAUGAUACAUGGAGCAAUCAAACUUGUUCUGAGGCUGUUGAUGAAGUCCUCAAACAGUACAAAGAAAUUGAUAUCUAUAGCCUUUACACUUCAGUAUGCAUAAGAGAUACUGCUACUACUCAACAACAAACCACACAAGUUUUAUUUGACACCAAGUCCAAAAUGAUGCCAAGGAUCAUGGGAGGAUAUGACCCAUGUCUUGAUGAUUAUACUUCUUCUUAUUACAAUAGACUUGAUGUUCAAAAGGCUCUCCAUGUUAUAAGUGAUGGUCAACACCUCAAAAAUUGGAGCAUUUGCAAUAUGACAAUCUUUGGUAGUUGGUCAGACUCAAAGGAAUCAGUUCUUCCUAUUUAUCACAAACUCAUCAAUGCUGGACUCAAAAUUUGGGUUUACAGUGGAGACACUGAUGGAAGAGUUCCUGUUUUAUCAACAAGAUAUAGUUUAAGUGCCCUUGGUUUGCCAAUUACAGCAAAAUGGAGACCAUGGUACCAUCAAAAACAGGUAGGAGGAUGGGUUGAAGAGUACAAGGGAUUGACAUUUGCAACAUUUAGAGGAGCAGGACAUGCUGUUCCAACUUUCAAGCCUAGUGAAUCACUUGCAUUCUUCACUUCUUUCCUUAAUGGACAAUCUCUUCCUUUCCAACGUAUCUAAUUAAGGAUACGUGGAAACAUUGUUGAUCCUUCUGAUG
Solanum verrucosum is the source of this 1545-nucleotide messenger RNA. Its product is annotated as serine carboxypeptidase-like 31. The coding region runs from base 48 to 1508 and encodes 486 amino acids. Gene Ontology annotation, biological process: proteolysis. The record is from RefSeq and is a predicted model, not a curated record. The transcript has 10 exons. Gene Ontology annotation, molecular function: serine-type carboxypeptidase activity. NCBI's taxonomy places the organism in Eukaryota, Viridiplantae, Streptophyta, Magnoliopsida, Solanales, Solanaceae. Gene Ontology annotation, cellular component: vacuole.